CCGGCCACGUCACGCGGGUGUUUGUCGUUGUGGUUGAUGGGUGGCUGCUGAGUGGACAGCGCCUCGAUUGCUUCAGAAAGAGAAAAGCUCCCGUGUGAACGAGGCCACUGUGUUCUUUCGGAUCGCUUCGUCUUCUUCAGUUGUCCGAAACCCUAAUUUCUUCUAUUAUAUUGUAUUCUAUUCUAUGUGUUUAUAGAGUUUACAUUUCUGCCCGCGUGAUUGUAACAGUGCGCGGAGUUUACAGGAGAAUCUCGUUUUAUGGAAUGAUAUAAACUAAUAUGGACAAGUUCACUGGAGAAACUAUCUUGGUGGAAGGGAAGCAUGUUGUCGUUGUCCCGAUCGGGUUUUUGACAGAUCAAGUGGUUCCUCUUGGUUCUCGUGUUUUGUUUAGUAAAACCUCCAAGUCUUUGUUUCAAUUUGAGACUUUUGAUGACAAUGGGAUCGCAAAAGCUUCGCCUGGCAUAGAGGAUCCAACGAGCUUUACAAACUUCUCGGCCUCGCCCACCAAUGUUAGAUCGCCCAUAUGUCACAGUGUGAUUCAGUCCCCGUCGCCAGUCACAACCUCUUCUACCACAAGACAUAAUCCUCUAUCAAGCAUUUCGAAGGGAGUUGUGGCUGCAAAACAACACUUGGCUGGAAAGGAAAAUCCCACAGUUGUAAAGAUUUGUGGGAAGGCAAAGUCGGCCAUUUCAUUUCCAUCGAAGUUUGUGGAAAGGCUACCCAUGAAGGCCAAAAUUGGGUUAGCAAAUGAUGCAGGACUUCACUGGGACUUGUCGUGGAGUAGAACGUCAAAAGGAUUUGUAGGCGGUUGGUCCACAUUUGCUCAGGCUCAUGACUUACAAGAAACAGAUGUUUUGGCUUUAGAGAUAUUAAACCCUUAUCUCAUGAAAUAUAACAUUUAUGAAGACAAUGGAGCGGAGAAAAGUUUCUUCCAAGUGGAAGCUAACAAAAAGCAAAAACUAGAAGAAAACUUCUGGAUCUAAAAACAUAAAAACAUCGAUCCGAAUACCGUAUUUCAUGGCACAUAACCUAUCAUGGUGACCUGUAAUUAUCUCAAUGUAUGUUCGAACGUCUAAACUUCAGAUGUGAAAAUGGUAUUAAAGCAUGCUUGUAGGAAGACCUCUCCCUUUCCAAUGCCUGGCAUAUGGAAUGUUUUUAAGAUAUAUUUGUGGGUCAAAACGAAAAGUUGCAACUCUAGGAAACAUAAAUAACUUUAUGUGUCAUUUGGAAUUAUGGGUAGCUUUUAAUUUGGAUAUGAAAUGUAGUGAGGAAAUGAGAAGCUUUUGUGGAAAAAAAUUGUAUGACAUAAUGUUUUCAGUUUUACUAAGAGGCUGAUAAUCA
Physcomitrium patens is the source of this 1341-nucleotide messenger RNA. RefSeq lists its product as uncharacterized. Gene Ontology annotation, molecular function: DNA binding. The record is from RefSeq and is a predicted model, not a curated record. NCBI's taxonomy places the organism in Eukaryota, Viridiplantae, Streptophyta, Bryopsida, Funariales, Funariaceae.